This is a messenger RNA of Homalodisca vitripennis (glassy-winged sharpshooter), 3101 nucleotides long. Its product is annotated as UDP-glycosyltransferase UGT5-like. NCBI's taxonomy places the organism in Eukaryota, Metazoa, Arthropoda, Insecta, Hemiptera, Cicadellidae. The record is from RefSeq and is a predicted model, not a curated record. The transcript has 6 exons. Gene Ontology annotation, molecular function: UDP-glycosyltransferase activity. Bases 60 to 1634 code for a protein of 524 amino acids.
ACAGACUGGAUAGCUCAAUUCAAUAGGUACUCUUAGAUGAGAACAGGAAAUCUAACAACAUGAAGUCAGUCGUCCUGUGGAUCCUCCUUUUUAAUGCAAUAAGCUGCAGUUUCAGUGCCAGGAUACUGGCUAUGGUUCCUUAUCCUGGAAAGAGUCAUUACGUCUUUGUCUCUGCCAUUCUUAAAGCCUUGCAUCGAGGAGGACAUCAUAUAGUCGAGUACAGUCCCUUCCCUCCCAGUAAACCGUUGGCUAACUACACCCACGUGGAAGUCCACACGGAAUUCGAAAAGAAAUCUCAAAAUUGGACUUUCGACCAAUUUGCACAAAUACUCAAAAAAUCCGAUAGCAUGUGGCCCAACCCUUUCGAAUUCAUGGAUGUCUGGCACAAUAUGAAAGCAAUUUGUGAAGAAACUUUUCAGCACGAGAGUGUAAAAAAACUUAUAAACUCUAAUGAGCACUUUGAUCUUGUAAUAAUAGAGUCCUCUUUCGGACAAGAAUCACUGUUGGUGUUCGGGAACAGAUUUGGAGCACCGACAGUCACAAUGCAGGGAUUCUCAGGUAUUCCUGCUCUGAAUACAGAUGCUGGCAACGCCUUGUCUAUAGCUACCAUUCCUGAAAUGACUUUAGUUGCGACAGACAAUAUGACCUUUGUGCAAAGACUACUCAACCUUUUAUCAAUCACAUGCUUUCUGCUACUCUACUACAACUAUCAGUUGCCCAUCCAAGACAAAAUCCUACAAGAAUACUAUAUCCAGGAUGCACCCAGCAUUGGUGAACUGGUUGUAAAUGUCUCUCUUUACCUCAUCAACAGCCAUCCUGCUGUUGAGUAUCCGAGGCCAUACACUCCAAAUAUCAUCCCCAUCGCAGGCAUCACUAUUUCUCCUGACAGAACACCACUUCCCAAGGAUCUCAAGCAAUUUAUGGAUGACGCCAAGGAAGGAGUGGUGUACUUCAGUUUGGGGACAGUUGUGCCAGUUCAUGUCCUUCCAGAGAAGCUGCUUCAAGCAUUUGUCAGUGCUUUCAAGAAACUGCCACAGAAAGUUGUUUGGAAAAUUAAUCUCGACAGUAUUCAAAAUCUUUCCAAAAAUGUGAUGCUCACAAAAUGGGUACCUCAACCUGGAGUGUUAGCUCACCCCAACUGUGUCUUGUUCAUGACACAUGGAGGAGCAUUCAGCCAACAGGAAGCCAUCCAUGCAGCAGUACCAACUGUUGGUAUUGCAUUUUUUGGAGAUCAGCCCGCCAAUGUCAAGUUUGCAGAGCACUCUGGUAUCGGUGUCAGUCUAGCUUUUGAUAAAAUUUCAGAGGAAACUAUCUCUACAGCAAUUAACAAGGUUCUGAAAAAUCCUAAGUACAAAGAGAAUGCUCAGCGACUAUCUCGCAUAUUUAAAGAUAGACCAAUGUCCCCGGCUGACUCAACAGUGUUCUGGGUGGAGUAUGUGCUGAGGCAUGGAGGAGCUCAUCACCUGAGAUCUGCAGCCACACAACUGUCCUGGUACCAGCUGGCUCUCCUGGAUGUUCUGGCAGCUGUCGUGGCUGUCAUUGUCAUCCUGUGUUUGGUCCUGUGGAAAUUAUUGUCAUUAGUCUUUUGUAGGAAAGGACAGAAAAAUGUUUCCAUGAGUAAGAAGAAAAACUGAUCAUCUUGGGUUAAUUUGGUGUGGAAGUGUUAAACUUUGUGUCACAUGCAAUUAUGAGAUGGUAGGAAUCAGCCUGUUGUAUUGGAUUUAAAUCGGAAGACCCAUUAGCAGGGAAAUGUAAUGUAUCAAAUGAGACGCCAUUCGGAAGUCUCUGUAGAAGAAGUAGACAGUAGACGGUAAAAAAUACUUUACUUCAAGAAAGUUUAAAAUACUUUUAAACAAACAGGUCAUAGAGCUCACUUUUAAAUACUAUUAACAGAAGAAAAGAAAUUACAGCAUACAUUAUUAGUUGUCACCCAGUAUUUUUACAAUAUUAUCAGUUCCUCACUACAUCAUAACUUUCAACAUUCCACAAAAUAAUAAAAUGCAUUUUCUAUGUUUAACAGAGCAAGUAUCUGAACAAUAAAUUCUGUGACAAAAUAUUUACUGUAACUGUAAAUUUUAAAUGAAAUAUCAACAAUAAAUAAAAUACUAAUAAAAAUCAACAAUAGUUUUUAUGGUACAUCUAAUGAACAAAUCUGCAAUAAAUAAACAAAUACAAAUCAACAAUAAUAUACAGUAAAUAACUGCAGAUCAACAACAACAUACAGUAAAUUCUAACAGAAAUACCAACAAUAACUAUGCAAAAUUAACAUUAAAUAAAUAUAUUUCUAGUGCUGAACAAAGUUUAAAAACUAUUUACUAAAUAUAAAAUUUAGUGAUACAUAAACUAUGCUGCAGAGAUGCAGACUAAUACCAUUAUUAGAUAUUAAUUUCAUUUUUUGAGAAUUGCGAGGGAAUGUAGCUGGAUAACAUGGUGCUAAUGUCUGAUGUAGGAUCAGGACAUUAUCGAGUGACUUGCAAGGAAUAAAAAUAUUGUUUAUUAUGAUGUUUUUAAAUAAAUAUUUUAUAUAUCAUCACGAUACAUAUUUAAAAAACUAUGUUAAUUAAAAAAAAUCCAGUAUUUUCAAUUAUUUAAAUAUUGAACUUUAUUUAGUAAAAUGUACCAAAAUAACUGUAUCACAUAUGUGAAAUACAAUGUAAUUACAUUUGUGUUGAGUUAUAUAAACAGAUUAUUACAAUUUUAUUAUUUAAGUCAGUCCUUUUCAUCACAAAACAUCCAGAAACAUAAAAUUAUGGAUUCUGAUUAUUAUUAAGAAUUUAUGCUAAAUUCCUUGUUAUAUUUUAAUUCUACUAAAAAACUAAAACCGGUACAAGGAAGAGUUACGUUCAGGGCCAAAAAUAGAGGGUAGCAGGUAUGGGGCUUGUGCCAGAGCAGGAAGUUUUUGGAAAUAAGGAAAGUUUACUGCUGAGUUUUUGUCUAAAAAAUGUUUAGACUUUUAAUUCGCUUAAUUUUAGUUGUACUUUGUUCAUGUAUAAAUACUAUGGACAUUAAUUUUAGGCUAUACAUAUGGCAAUGCACUUGUUAUUGCUGCUGAGCAGCAUUCAUUUAUCUAAUGUUAAAAAAAAAAUAAUAUUCUGACUGUA